AUGGUGAACAUCAGAAGGGAUAAUCUCAUCAUCACUCCACACACCCGUGUAUGCAGUCGACACUUUACAGCGCAAGAUGUCAAAGAGCCGAGUAAGGAAGGCAAGAGGAGGCGGCUGAGACCCGGCGCCGUUCCACUUUUAUUUCCGUGGAACAACUUUUCUCUUGGUGAGAGAAGACUUUCUGUGUGGGAACGCACAGCUAGAGAACCAGAGAAUGUGGAAACUGGGGAACCAGAUUGUGCACACGAUCACGACUACUGCGUGGGUCCGGAUCCUGCCGUUGUGGACAGUGUGCUGGAGGAAAAGCAGAGGCUACGAGAGGAAGUCGCUCCACUAAGGCAGCAGCUGGAGCAGAUGUUCCUGUCACGUUUCGGGAUACAGCGAUUUGAUGGGUCCGAUGUGGACAUUCGUUUUUUCACCCGGUUUGCAUCUUAUGACCACCUGAUGCGGUUUUGGCAGGUCAUUCAACCAUCACUGAAAUACAUGGUCCGAGCGACCAGCUUAACUGCUGAUGAUGCUGGACGACUGAGUGCUCCCACGGGACAGGCUCUACACCCAAUAGAUGAGAUGUUCCUGUUCCUGAACUACCCGGCCCUUGUACUAAAGCAGAGGGACCUGGCUGACCGCUAUCAAAUCCACCAAUCUACUAGAAUCUGGAUGACACAAGAGAGGAUCCGGGAGUACCUACCUGUAGAGUUCAGAGACUAUGCUGACACCACUGUGGUUCUGGACUGCACUGAGCUGAGGUGCCAAACCCCUUCUUCUCCCUUGCUACAGAGUGAGGUCUACUCAAACUACAAGUCCCACUGCACCCUGAAAGGAAUGACUGGUAUAGCACCACUGUAA
This is a messenger RNA of Melanotaenia boesemani (Boeseman's rainbowfish), 846 nucleotides long. RefSeq lists its product as uncharacterized. The transcript has 4 exons. Lineage: Eukaryota; Metazoa; Chordata; Actinopteri; Atheriniformes; Melanotaeniidae. The record is from RefSeq and is a predicted model, not a curated record. The coding region runs from base 1 to 846 and encodes 281 amino acids.